AUGGUUAACCAUUGUGGUGAUCCUAAUAAGUGUGAGAAUGGAGGAACAUGUGUCAACUUGGCACCAGGAUUUAGAUGUGACUGCCCUCCAGGUUACUCUGGUGCUAACUGCAGCAUCAAUGUUAAUGACUGUUCCAACAACUGUCCUAGUACCAGCACCUGCAUUGAUAUGGUCAACGCCCACUACUGCAGGUGUCCUCUUGGGAAGACAGGGGAGUCGUGUGUAAGAGAUUUGGAUACAAAUUAUGAUCUGUACUUUUACCUGACUAGUCAGGACAGCUAUGCAGCCCUACCCUACCCCAUCUACCUGAGUGGGAGCUCCUUCUCCCUCAGUGUCUGGGUCCGCUUCUACCAGUCCUCUCUCACAGGAACCUUCCUGACCAUUUUCAUUGCAAAGUCUGCCAACAGCCUGGCCGGUGUGACAAAGUUCCUGUCCCUGGACCACCAAGGUUUGGUCGUCUACAACCAGAAUGGUCAGAAUCCACAGAGGGCCGCCUACCAACAGCAGACGGUCACUGACGGACAAUGGAACUUUGUGGUGGUGUCCUGGAACAAGGACAAUGGGUUUGACUUGGUGGUCAACAGUCUGAGACAGAGUCAGAUUCCCACCACCCCCUACACAUCAAUGAUGGCCCAAAAUAUAUGGGUCACUCUUGGUGCAGACUUUGACAGCACAAUCAUGCCAAAAGUAAAUGGUGGUUUCCGAGGUUAUGUUAGCCAGCUAAAUAUUUACAACCGAGGGCUAAGCUUCGAAAAUGAGAUGCCCCAGCUAAUCCCUGAUCCACGAAAGGUAUUCAGUGGGUCCAUUUUACGCUGGAAUGAGUUUGUCUACCACCGCGGUGUGAAGCCGGUGUAUCCAUCAAGUGCCCAGAAACCCUGCACUGGAGCUAACUGUCUCGCCCAUAACAAGAAGUUCCCAGUUUUUAAGACACCAUGCCCCUCUAACGUGUACAAGGUGUCAGCUGACAGACUGACCUCUGUGACCUGGACUGAACCCAUCCCACAAGGUGCCACCAUACAGGAGAGUAGCUACAAAUCAGGAGAGCAGUGUCCAGAUCCUGACCCUCCACAUCUAGGUACAAGGGCCUGUGAGAGGAGCUACAACCCUUACUUUGGAUGCACCAUUGGGUGCACUGAUGCCAAUCGUAGGAUCGAUCGGUACACACCUAAUGUUUACACCUGUGGACCCUCAGGAGCUUGGAACCCAUCCAACAGAAAUAUUCCACUUCGUUUCCCAUCUUGUGGAUUGGUUCAGAGCCAAGCUAGAAGGCGAGUAAUGAUGAAGCUGGCAUAUCCCAACAUUUCUGCUAUCUUCUGUGACGCCCUGGCUUUGAAUCUAAGAGAAGCCUUUACCUCAGUGAACACUAGAUGGUCCAGUCAGAUUUGUAAUCAGCCUGACUGUAGUGACAUGACUGUUGCUGUUAACUGUCGGGCAAAUGAACGAAGGAAACGCCAAACAUCAUUAAGACCAACAUCAGUAACAAUGAUCAUUUCUACAUCCAUGUAA
Messenger RNA from Magallana angulata, 1506 nucleotides. Its product is annotated as sushi, von Willebrand factor type A, EGF and pentraxin domain-containing protein 1-like. The record is from RefSeq and is a predicted model, not a curated record. The transcript has 8 exons. Bases 1 to 1506 code for a protein of 501 amino acids. Lineage: Eukaryota; Metazoa; Mollusca; Bivalvia; Ostreida; Ostreidae. Gene Ontology annotation, molecular function: calcium ion binding.